Molecule: messenger RNA, 2375 nt
Organism: Paralichthys olivaceus (Japanese flounder)
Lineage: Eukaryota; Metazoa; Chordata; Actinopteri; Pleuronectiformes; Paralichthyidae
Gene: ogfod2
Product: 2-oxoglutarate and iron-dependent oxygenase domain containing 2
Molecular function (GO): oxidoreductase activity, acting on paired donors, with incorporation or reduction of molecular oxygen; iron ion binding; L-ascorbic acid binding
Source: RefSeq, a predicted model, not a curated record
UUGUGUUUGUUGUUGACGGAAGAAGAAGUCGUCAUACCGCCGUCAUGUGUUCCUGUUGUGUUUGAGCGCGAUCAGCUGCAGACAUGAAGGACGAGGCGGACUUUUACAUGUGCAGCUGCUUCAGCUCCGAUCACAUUUUCCUGCAGGACUUCAGACUCCAUGUUCGCUUCGUGUCAGAGCAGCAGUUCUCUCAGGACUACCAGGCUCUGCUCAGGAGACUCGGCUGCGUCACAGACCAACAGUUUGAGGAUGUGCUCAAAGAGAUUUCACAGGAAGUCGACAGGCGAAGGCGUCUCAGUGUGGUGUCUGCUGAGAGAGCUGCUGUUAUAAAAGACACUUACCAGCCGCUCCAUCCUCAUGUCUACCAGCUGCGGGAGUCUUACCUCACUCAAAAGUUCAAGCAGAUUGUCGAGUACUGUCGAAGCAGCACCGCCAGUGAACAAGGUCUCUUAGACGUGUUGGAUGCAGAGGCAGCUCCGAGGGUGUAUCGUUUCCCUGUGUUUGAGAAAAGCUUCUGUGAGGAGCUGGUGGAGGAGCUGGAGCACUUUGAGCAGUCCUCAGCACCUAAAGGACGACCCAACACCAUGAACCAAUAUGGGAUCCUCCUGAAUGAACUGGGCUUUGACGAGAACUUCUUCACGCCUCUCCGUGAGCGGUACCUACAUUCACUCACCUCCCUGCUGUACCCAGACUGUGGGGGGCGCUGUCUGGACAGCCACAAAGCCUUUGUGGUCAAAUAUGACAUGAAUGAGGACCUGGACCUGAGCUACCACUAUGACAACGCAGAGGUCACCCUCAACGUUUCUCUGGGGAAGGACUUCACUGAGGGAAACCUUUAUUUUGGCGACAUGAGACAGGUUCCUUUGAGUGAGACGGAGUGUUCAGAGGUAGAGCACAGGGUGACCGAGGGCCUCCUCCACCGUGGCCAACAAAUGCACGGCGCCCUGCCCAUCUCCUCCGGCCAGCGCUGGAACCUCAUCCUCUGGAUGAGAGCGUCGCAGGAACGCAACAAACUGUGCCCCAUGUGCAACAGGAAGCCCACCCUGGUGGAAGGAGAGGGCUUUGCUGACGGGUUCACCAAACACUCAGACCCCCUGCUCAACGUUUCCUGUGUGCUGACAUAACAUAUCCAGCCAGUCUCAGUUUGUCCGUCUGGUGACACACUCACAUCACAUUGACUAAUAUGCUGUGUUCGAUUGUUGUUAACAAAGACUACACUGGGUGACUGUAGAAAGCCAUUACUGCUAAUGACACAUGUUGACCAUAUUCCAAUUGGAAUGAUUCAUAUUUAUUAUUUGUUUUACAAUAAAAAAAAAGAGUGUAUAUAGUAAUAUAAUUCUGGGCUAACGGCUUUCAAUCUAAUGUCCCAUUUUCUCGCACCCUUGUAUUUUAAUGUACGGUAUGAUUUUAUGUGCCAAAGAUUAUUAAGAUAAUGUGUAAUUUAAAAUGAAGAGUUCAACGAUCAGAUUUUUCCCUUCCUUAUUUUUUAACUCCGAGGUCUUUACUAAUACUAAGUACUGUUGUGGUACUACUCUCUUUUCCCAAAUCCACAAAAGUUUGACCACUUUUUGUAAAACAAAUUUGGGUUAUUUUUUAUAUAAUGCAAUUCACAUCAAUGCCCAUGGCUUCAGGCUUUUCCUGUGUCCAACGGUUGGUGGUGGUAACAAAAAGCAGCGUAGCAGUCGUGUGCCAACAAAGGCAGAGAAGAAGAAGAGUUCACACUAGCAAUGGAUGUAAACGAUGCAGGGUUUAAAUUUCUGCUUUGCAAAUGUAUUAUGAGGAGAUUUUGUGGAAACACUGAACAUGUACAUAAGUGUUUUGUAUAUUGGAAAACUUUGCAGAGCAUCUUGAAUUCUAGCCUAUGAUUAAAUGGUGGAUAGAUUGAAUCUGGUCAACACAGUCUACUUAAAGGGGAGUCAGUUGAUUUGACACACCAAAGUGUCUGUCCUGAGAGAGCUGUGUGCAGUUUGAGAAACUGCCUCAAGUGAUGUCAUUAGAGUCGGCUGAAGACUUAAGAUCUGGAGAUGGUGUCCAGAACAAUUGAACCUAGCAGACCUCUGUGGCCUUUCACUCAUCUCUGGUCGGAGCUAGCAGCCCAAGGCUACAUGCUGCUGGCACAACGUACCGAUUCUCAAGUUGCAUUGUGGGCAAUGUAGAAGCCAAACAUUUUUUGCAAGGAUGAAACAUAUACAGAAUACAAACAGAUGAUGUCUCUGUUCCACUUCAUCUAUUUGGAUACUGUUUUAUCUUGAUAUUAAAGGACUGCAGUGAUAAAUCAGAAAAAGUGCUCUUUCACUGUCAAUACCAAUUGAGGAAAUCAGUAUCAUAAACUUCCUGUUUUAUCUGUUAGUGUUGGUCUCUGUCUUUGUUCAUAA